Molecule: messenger RNA, 1317 nt
Organism: Parnassius apollo (apollo)
Lineage: Eukaryota; Metazoa; Arthropoda; Insecta; Lepidoptera; Papilionidae
Source: the annotation of a GenBank genome assembly
AUGCGGCGAAUUUUGUGCAUGUUCAAACGACUAAGCGUACCUACUUCUGGAUCAGCAAGGAGGAGAGCACGAGAGCGAAGACGAGCCAAGCAAACGCGUAUUGAGGGUGAGCGGUUAGCGCGCGAGCGUCGCGAACUGCGGCUAAAAGAGAAGAUUGAACAGCAGCGGAAGGCUCGCAAAGAACUGGCGUCGUAUGAGCCGUGGGGUCGCGCAGGUGGUGGCGCGCCCAACCCACACGGUAUUCGCUUUACCGACUUGCGAUCACGCGGCAUAUAUCCUGAAGACGAGUUAAAGGGUAUAUCAACGCAUGAAGUAUUGCAUCGCUGGUCGACACCGAAAAGACGACAAACCCGCAAGCCAUUACGACUACGUGAAGAUCCUCAAUUGAUCUUUGCAGAACAAUUACGACGUGCCGUUGAUAACAAUAUACGAUACAAGCAGAUUAAAGAUCAGCAGAAAAUAUAUAAAGACGUUUUAGAUGAUAUGGUUGUUAAAAAGAAGAAAGCUAUUAAAGAUGAAAUGAAACAGAAUUUGGAGUAUGAGCAUAAAAUGGGAUGGACAAACAAUGAAAUUUUUAAUAAACUGAAAGGGGAACACUGUAACUACAUGAGAUCUUCGCUUACUUUACCAAAAGUAAAGAGAGAUGAUGAUUUAAUAGAUCAAAGUUUAUUCGAUAAGGAAAAUACUAAAUCAUCAAGUGUUGAAAAGUUGCCCGAAAUCACGAAACAGAUAAGUCCAAAUAUCAGUGGCAGAGACAAAGUAAAAAUAUCUGAAGGUGAUCAUGCAUUAAGGAAAUCAAACGACACCAAUGUGAAAAACGGCAAAUCAAAAAAGAGUCCCAGAAAAACUCAAUUUGUUAAACGUUUGUGUAAUGGAGAGCGAGUAACGAAAAUAAAAAUAGACGAUCAAGGUAUCAAUACGAGUUCUAACAAUAUAAUAGAUACGAAGCCAACCCCGGAGGGUACAAUACUCAGAUUGACCGGAGGCAUAGAGCUUGUACCACUUUUAGCUCGACGCAGACGUAUUGGCGCGUGCACUUUACAUUCUAGUGAUGUCACACGACCUCCAGAACAGUCUUGUCAAUGGCGCGAUAUGCUUGACGUGGAUUAUUUGAGACAUUUAAAACAUCAAAUGCAAGUGAAAUGUGAGCAGAAAGAGGAGAGCCGACUAGCCUCAGCUGAGAGUGAAAGAAUGCAUCACGCUACAUGGUCGUCUCUAUGGGGCCGGCCGGGACACGGGGCGCCACAGCUGCGUGGUCGUUAUGCCAGGAAUAACCUCGCGCAGUUAUUAUAUUUUCCAGUUCUAACCAAUACAUAG